AUGCUAUCCUUAAAUCGAGAUAACUUGAUUUGGGGAGAUUUUGCCUCCAAAGUUCGUACGUUCCAGAGAGGCUUCAUGGGUGAGCCAAAAGAAGUAAGACGAGGCAGGGGCAAGUUUCACGAAAACUCAUCUUCCCGUCUUUGUGAAGAUUCUGUGGCGAUACCAAAGAUGGAUGUGGAUUUGCUAAAGCACGGAAAUGGAUAUAUCACCACUAAGAAAGACAAAGAUAUAACAUCUAAAACUCAAAAUAUGGAUGAUGACCUAGAAUGGUUUGAUCUUGAAUACGAUGAAGAUCCAAGUAAUGAGCAAGAAAAUGAUGAGAAAAAUGAGUGA
Messenger RNA from Fraxinus pennsylvanica, 333 nucleotides. NCBI's taxonomy places the organism in Eukaryota, Viridiplantae, Streptophyta, Magnoliopsida, Lamiales, Oleaceae. The record is from the annotation of a GenBank genome assembly.